This is a messenger RNA of Pyrgilauda ruficollis (rufous-necked snowfinch), 1588 nucleotides long. It is a transcript of the gene TFAM, whose product is annotated as transcription factor A, mitochondrial. The transcript has 7 exons. NCBI's taxonomy places the organism in Eukaryota, Metazoa, Chordata, Aves, Passeriformes, Passeridae. Gene Ontology annotation, molecular function: transcription cis-regulatory region binding. The record is from RefSeq and is a predicted model, not a curated record. Bases 31 to 897 code for a protein of 288 amino acids.
CGCGCUGUGGCGCAGGCGCGGCGGGCCGGCAUGGCGGCGGCUGCGGCCUUGCUGGCCCGGGCCGCGGGCCUGGGGCUGGGGCUGGGGCUGGUCACGGCCGCGGGCGGGCGGCGGCUCCUCCGCUGCGGGACGGGAGCGGGGCUGCGCCAGCGGGGCACGGGGAGCCUCCUGGACGGUGCCGUUGUGUGCAGGGCCGGCGGCGCGGCGGAGCGCUGCCUGUCUCGGGGGACCAGCUCGAAUCAGCGGCCGAAGCGGCCCCUCACCGCCUAUUUUCGUUUCGUGAUGGACAACCGUCCGGCCUUUAGGGAAAAAAACCCAGCCAUAUUGCAUUACAUGUGCAAUGCAAGUUUUGUAAAGUUGUUCUGCUCUCGUAUGGUGUAUGAGGAAGCAAUAAAGACAGACUGGAAGAAAUACGGAGAGCAGAUGGCUGCUUAUAAAGCCCAGCUGACUCCAGCCCAGGCUGCUGCUCUGAAAGAGGAAAGGAGAAAACAACUGGCAAGGAGGAGAUCAAUCAGGGCAAAAAGAGAAUUGAAUCUGCUUGGAAAACCUAAAAGAGCUCGUAGUGGCUUUAACAUCUUCCUGUCAGAAAAUUUUCAAGAAAGUGAGGGAAAUUCACCUGUGGCAAAGCUGAAGAAACUAUUUGAUACGUGGCAAAAAAUGUCUGCUUCCCAAAAGCAGCCAUACUUGCAGCUUGCUCAAGAUGAUAAGGUUCGGUAUGAGAAUGAAAUGAAAUCAUGGGAAGCAAAAAUGAUUGAACGGGGACGUGAAGACCUGGUGCGUUCCAAAAAGCAAAGGUUAAGAAAGAAACCUGCUGAAACUGCAAAGCAAACUGAAACAGCCAAAGCCAAAGCUUCCUCAAGUGGAAAAAAGGCAAAAUUAAAAAAAUCGGAAGAAUAAAAAAUCCCCUUCGGUUGUCUUAUUUCUGUCCUGCUGCAUUAAUGCUGCAGUCAGCAUUAGCACUGAAAUGUGGAAAACCCAUGAAGGGCCCUUUGGAAAGGUGAUCAGGUAAGAGAGGAGCUACUGUCUCUCAGAACUGACUGAAAUAAUCACUGCAGGUGUAGCCUGAACUGUAGAAUAGCAAUUAAUCAAGCUGUGAAAUGAUACCCACUGACAUCAGCAGUGCUCUCCAGUAACGGUUGAUAAUAUCCAGCUUUUAUAAGGUAUUUUUUAAUGAAACAAUAAAAAAUAUUCUUUAUCAAAGAAAGAAUAUUCUGCAAUGUUACCAUCUAAAUUCUGUAAAUAAGAGCUGAAAUCUGAGUUAACACUGCUGUGUUUUAUUCCCUCCUUGUUAUUGCUAGUGAGAUGUUCUACAUUUCAACAGACACAAGAAACACAAAAUGCUAGCUUUUAUUUUAUGCAUCUGUCUUUUUGUACCUGUUAAUCUGUGUAUGCCACUUCUGUUGCGUUUAAAGACCAUGUGAGUUUUGUAUAAACGUACCUUUCUUGGACUUUGAUUUUGUGGUUUUGUUUGGAUACAUACAAACAUUUUUGUCUUGCUGUUGUCACAUUUGGGGCAACCUAGAAGGAAAAGAAUUAUGUGAACUGCUUGGACUUUGAGUUUUGGUGUAAUAAACACAGGUAUUUUGAA